UACUUCACCCCACUUUGGGCUUUUUUCUGUUAUUUGGUCCCCUUCACUUCACCUUCUCCAUUCUUCUUCAUUCUUCAUUCUUCAUUCUUCAUUCAAGUGUAAUAUAACAUACAUUAAUAUGAACAGAAAUAACAAUAAUAAUAAUGGCAACAGUAGAGAUGACAAGCCAUGCUGCUAUUUCCAUCCAAAGCAACUUCUUAUUGGUGUUUGUCCCUUGUGUCUCAAUGAGAGGCUUCUCAUAGUAGCUGCAAAACAAGGCCACCACCGUCAUCGCUACCACCACCACCACUCUUCUUCUUCCUCUUCUUCCAAAGCUUCCUCACACAAUAGGAUUCUUCAGAGUUCUUCUUCUUCCGUACACAGAAAGCCAGCAAGUAGUUCUUCUAUUCACAAGAUCUUUGCUUUUGGCUCUCUCUUCAGUCGCCAAGACUCUCAUCAGCACCAGUGGAAAACUCAGAUUAACUAUGAGUAUGAUGCUUCUUCAAGUCCAGAAGAAGACUCAUUCAUUUCAAUCAAGUUUGAAGAGAAUGGUAUUGCCUCGUGGGAAAAGAACACGGUUUCUAACACCAAAAUGAUGUCAAAGAACACCACCACCACCAAAGACAGUAACAACAAGAGUGUGAUAGAGCAUGGAAAGUCACGUGACAUGCUGAGGUGGCGAAAGAGGAUUGGCCACAUAUUCCACCUCAUGAGGUGGAAGAGGACAGGUGGCGUGUGCCACGUAGGCACCAAGGUGGAGGGAGUCAAAGUCAGAAAGAGUAAUUGGAUGAGGACUCUGACAAAGAGGAACAAGACCAUGGAAUGAAAUGAAUAAAGUUUUUAAGAGUCUCGCAUAAAAGAAAGUGACAUUACUACUCUUUACUCAAGAAUUCAAGAAGAACAGCCACCUUUUUAUUUGGUCCCUUGUUCUUUGCAGUAUGACUACUGUAAAGUGUGUUAUAUAUAAAUAUAUAUAUAUAAUACUAUUAUUUUUUAUUAUUUUUUUCCAUAUGCUAAAGUCAAAAAUAGCUUUGUCACUCUUUCAUUCGAAAAUGCGCUUUAAAUUUAUAAAAAAGGAAAAAGUAAGGGGAAAAAAAGGUAUUGCUUUGCAUGCUAGCUUUGAUGAGAAGGGAAUGAGGUUCUUAUUCUUGUAUUUACU
Messenger RNA from Arachis stenosperma, 1138 nucleotides. RefSeq lists its product as uncharacterized. The coding region runs from base 119 to 805 and encodes 228 amino acids. The transcript has 2 exons. The record is from RefSeq and is a predicted model, not a curated record. NCBI's taxonomy places the organism in Eukaryota, Viridiplantae, Streptophyta, Magnoliopsida, Fabales, Fabaceae.